Messenger RNA from Drosophila simulans, 2156 nucleotides. It is a transcript of the gene Nprl3, whose product is annotated as GATOR complex protein NPRL3. Gene Ontology annotation, cellular component: GATOR1 complex. The coding region runs from base 140 to 2005 and encodes 621 amino acids. The transcript has 3 exons. Gene Ontology annotation, biological process: positive regulation of autophagy; cellular response to amino acid starvation; TORC1 signaling. The record is from RefSeq and is a predicted model, not a curated record. Lineage: Eukaryota; Metazoa; Arthropoda; Insecta; Diptera; Drosophilidae.
AGACGGUCACACUACAGCGGAGCGAUACAUCGUUAUCGCUCGACCAGGGAUCCUAUUCGAUGAGCCUUGCCGAUGUAUAUCGAUUGAAAUAGCAGGACCGUUUUUCGUUUAAGCUUUUCCAAUUUUUGGACCUUUAUAUAUGUUUACCCAAAAGGAGAAGUGUUUGUGUGCCAUGGAGACUAAUGUGAAUCCCCUGGCCGUAAUCCUGGUUUACUUCGAUAGCAAGGGGGAUCGGUUACUGUACAGGUAUCCCUACCAGACUCUCGGCCAAACGGAGGUGGCCAACGACGAGCAGCGGAAGUCCAGAAAGCGCAAUCCCUAUGCCGUGGCCAAUACGGACGAUCUGCUGCAGACACCCACCCACUUGGGAGCUGCCAAGAGCCAAGGACAACUGCAGGGAUUCGCUGACGAGGUCCUGUCCGCUCUGUUUGCUGUUAAGCCACAGCUAUGCAACCAAAAGUUUGAACUCAAACUGAACGACGUACGCUUUGUCAGUCAUCCCACGCUGAUACCGCACAAGGAGCAGAGAAGCGGACCAAUGGCCAAGCAACAGAUGCUCAUCAAUAUUGUGUUUGCGCUGCAUGCACAGGCCAGCUACUCGAUUGUUAAGUGCUACCACGAACUGAGCAAGCGCCUUGGACUGGCGCUGAAGUUCGAGGAGCAGCGCAGUGGCUAUCUUACCGAGCAGACGGCCCAAAUGGCCCGCACACACGACGAACAGCAGCAACAGCCGCUGGAACGCACACUGGAGCUGAUUGCAGAGCGCUGUAGCUUGGCGCAGGCCUUGCGCUCCAUCUUCCACGAUCUGUGCACCACUGGACUGCUGAGUACCUCGCUGAAUCACAACCUAACGCUGUGCUUCUGCCUGCCCGCUAAGGCACACCAGCUCCAUAAGAAGGGCAGUAUGGUGGAUCCAGAGACCAUAGAUCGGUGUCUUCGUGCUCUGAAGCCCUAUCAUGGCAUGCUGCUGCUGGUGGACUUUGCCGAAUUGUUGGACUGCGUUCCACCGACUGGGGCACGCAUGCUAUGGCAGCUAGUCGACGUCUACGACCCGCUGAUCAGUCUGCAGAGCAUGUCCUCCAAUGCAGACUUGAGUAUCGAGCAUGUUUAUAAGCUCGUCUCGCAUUUGGUCUACUGGGCUAAGGCCACUAUCAUUUAUCCACUAUGCGAGACAAAUGUCUAUGUGAUCGCGCCGGAUGCACCAUUGCACACAAAGUCCCACCUGGUGGAGAAGUUUUCGGCCCGUUUUGCCGGUAUGUCGCUGUUCGAGGUGAUCUCCGAUUUUUCAUUGCCCACUUCGAUUGGACACUUGACCACGCCCCUGCAGCAGCCGGCGCGACAGGGUAUCCUCGCACAAAUGGUGAUUUGGAUGCUGCAGCACCAUCUGCUCAUGCAGCUGCACACGUACGUUCAGUUUAUGCCCAGCGAGGAUGAAUUCGGAGAUUCGGCCUCCUGCAGCAACCAUCUAAGGGAUGCCAUUAGCGAUGAAGAAGGCGACCAAGAACCAGAUGCGGACGAGUUGCAUGGCUCCAUGCUUAGCAUGUCCAGUCAUCCGUUGCCAGUGCCAGCUGUGUUGGUGGGCGGACAUCGGCGGGAGGUGUCCGAGGACCAUUCCUCACUGGCCUCGGACAACAUCGCCGUGCAGCCAUCAUCCAGCCACAAGUCCAAUUUCAGCAUCACCGCUUCGAUGAGCACGGACAAUUGCGACAGCCUCGAUUCCAUGGAGGAUGAGCAGAAGCUGAAGGAGUUGCUACAGGUUUUCAGCGAUGCGGAUCGAGCCGCCAUCCGUCGAAUUCCCGCCUCUGCCAACGUGGAUGAUCUCUCACUGCUUGUGAAGCUGUAUCAGAUGGGUUACUUUAAGAGCGAGCACCAUCUGGAGGAGAUCAUGUACUUCGAGAACCUGCGCCGUUCGCAACUGCUGCAAUUGCUGGAUAAAUUCAGGGAUGUGCUUAUCAUUUAUGAAACGGAAGAUCCUGCAAUUGCAUCCAUGUACAAUACAAAGUAGAAUUUGGGACGAAUUUGCAUUCCAAGAUCUUAAUGUUGAGUGUUUUUGUUUAGUUAUUGAAUAUAAUCUAUAAAAUAUGUAUGCAUCUAAGUUUGUAAAGUUUGCGAAGCAAAUCAAUUUACGCUUGUAGACUACAUAUAUUGUUAUUUAU